This is a messenger RNA of Paraphaeosphaeria sporulosa, 615 nucleotides long. RefSeq names its product 3-demethylubiquinone-9 3-methyltransferase. The transcript is spliced from 2 exons. NCBI's taxonomy places the organism in Eukaryota, Fungi, Ascomycota, Dothideomycetes, Pleosporales, Didymosphaeriaceae. The record is from RefSeq and is a predicted model, not a curated record. Bases 61 to 615 code for a protein of 184 amino acids.
GCGACACCCCAUCAGCCAUUGUACAAAGACCCUCUUAAUUGCUGUCCCUGAAGCAAACGCAUGAUCCUCCUGUUCCUAAGUCCAAGAAACACGCCCAUCUCAUCCACCAUGUCCUUUUCCACAAUCAUCCCCAACAUCUGGUUCGAGUCGAACGCAGAACAAGCCGUCCAAUUCUACACCACCGUCUUCCCCUCCAGCAGCAUAACCCACACCUACCGCUACACCUCCGCCGGUCAAGCUCAUCACAACAAGCCCGUUGGAUCUGUCAUGAUGCUCACCUUCAGCCUCGCCGGGCACCCUUUCGCUGCGAUCAACGGCGGUCCGGAACACUUCCAGGUACCCAAUGCAUCACCCACUUUCACUAUAGAGUGCGAGGAUCAAGCGGAGAUUGACUACUAUUGGGAAAAACUUGGGCAAGGGGGCGAUGAGGGCGCGAGGGCGUGUGGCUGGUUGAAGGAUAGAUGGGGUGUGAGUUGGCAGGUAGUGCCGCGGGCGUUGGAGGAGUGGGGAAGGGAUGGGGAUAAGGAGAAGGUACGAAGGGUCAUGGAGGCGAUGAUGGGGAUGGUGAAGUUGAAUAUUAGCGAGCUGGAGAGGGCUUUUGAGGGGGCGGCUUAG